GCGUGUGUGUGUGUGUGCGCGUGUUUGUGUGUGUGUUUUUUGUGUGUGUCUCUGUCCAAGGACAAACUCUGGGAGAGUUUUGAAGUCCUGCAGCUUCUCGAUGUGCGCCGCCGACCUGCCUCAUGCGGCCGCAGGAAGUCUCUCUGAAGACCUGCAUGCGUCCUUAAAGUCCAACUGUGAGGGAGACAUGUUGUCCACCAUGGAGAUAACUGAGUAACCCAGAGCUCCAACUCUGUCCGGGAUAAAAGGCUGUCGUGGAGGGUUCCCAGUCCUGUGUGGGAUGUUAAGAGACUGGCUGCAGGAGCAUGGUGAAACACCAACCAUUACAGGUCUAUGAGAAGCAGCUCUUUGUGUCCUUCGUCACUGGGAUCUAUGGUUGCCGCUGGAAACGCUACCAGCGUUCCCAAGAAGACAGCUCAAGGUGGGAGUGUACAUGGUUCAUCAUCUUGUGCAGUUCUUUCCUACUGGUUCUCUUCUGGGCGUACUUCUGGUUGGUGGCUCAAAAUGAUUUCAACGAGUUCAACUGGUCAGUAUACAACCGCUCUGGAGCAUGGAGCGACGAGACCAUCCCCAUCCUCGCACCCACCACUGUGGGAUUCAGCUACAUCACAUUCUUAAUGAUCUUAGCACUUUUCCAUAUAUCCUUGGGCCAGCAGCUCAACCUCUACUGGGUUCACAAGAUUGGAGUGUUGGCGACGUUGUUCACCACUAUUUCUGGUGUUGUCUCUGUUGAUGACAUAUGGGGAGAUGAGUGGGACAUCCUGCUUGUAUCACUGCAGUCAACAGCACCUUUCCUGCACAUUGGAGCUCUUGCAACAGUCACAGCUAUCAGCUGGUUGGUGGCUGGAUAUGUGGUCCGCAGAGACAGAUCCAAUUUCCAGGUGACGGUGUUGGUGAUCUACUUCAUCAUCCUUCUGGCUGUCUAUUUGGCACCACUCACAUUCAGCUGCCCCUGCAUUAUGGACCGGCACACACUCCGACCCCGGCCAGACAUCAUUGGUCGACGGGGAGCUCCUAUGCUGGCCCCAGAAAACACCAUCGUGUCCUUUAACCGAGCUCUGCAGAAUGGAGCCAGCUCCCUGGAGGCAGACGUCACUAUCAGUGUAGACGGUGUUCCUUUCCUGAUGCGGGACCGCACGUUGAGACGAACCACAGACGUUGGGAAGGUCUUCCCAGCCCGGCAGUUUGAGGAUGCUUCUCUCUUCAACUGGACAGAGAUUCACUCUCUAAACGCAGGCCAGUGGUUUCUGAAGAGCGACCCCUACUGGACCGUAGAGACCCUGACUGCCAGGGACCGCCUCAGGAUAGGCAACCAGACGGUCUGCAGUCUGGUGGACAUGCUGCGUCUGGCAGCCAGGGCCAACGGCUCCGCUCUGCUCGACAUCCGCCGGCCUCCACCGGAGCAUCCGCGCCACCGCAGCUGGUUCAUGGACACGCUGUGGGCCGUGCAGAAAGCUGGGAUUUCCCCCAAGAGGGUGAGGACUGUGACGUGGACCCCCGACACGGACAGGGGGAGGGUGCGAGGGCUGCCGCAGAGCGCCAAUGAGAAGCUGUCACUGGAAGAGAUACGGCAGAGGGGGAUAACAAGCCUCACCCUGCACUACAGCAAGGCCAGCCACACAGACAUACAGGAGUAUCUGGCCCACAAUGUGAGUGUGACUAUGUCCGCAGUCAACGCGCCCUGGCUCUACUCCGUCCUGUGGUGCAGCGGGGUGUCUUCUGUGUCCUCUGAUGCCCCACAAGUCCUCCGAAAGGUGCCUUACCCCAUCUGGCUCAUGAGUCGGAGCGCUUACCGCUUCAUCUGGCUCACGUCAGAUCUGGUGUCCAUCGCCUUAGUCAUAGGGAUUUUCUGUUUUCAGAACUAUCAUAUGAUCAGGUGGAAGAUGAGCGGGAUGCAGCACUAUAACCCGGAACAGAUCGUGCUCAGCGCUGUGGCCAAUCGGACUGAUCGGGACCUCAAAGUCAUGAAGGAGAAGCUCAUAUUCUCAGAACUCAACAACGGGCUGAGCAGCACAGAGGACAUCUCUCUGUUUCCUGAGAACGGUUAUGCCAUAUACUCUCAUGGAGGCCUCGGGGACUGAACCACACUGCAGCUACAGCCCUGGAUUACAGAACUGAUAUCAGUGAACUAACCCCAGAACACAUCAUGGAAAUCAAAUUGUUUCUAAAAUAUGGACAAUUAACGUAUACACACUUGAGUGCAAGUUAUGUGUAAUAUAUGUGUGAAUAUAAUUUGAUUGUGAAUUUUUACCUUAAUAUACAGACAAGUUGUUGCAACAUUUCUCAAAAGAAAUCUCCUUUUUCCUUUGAAGUUGCUGUAAGAAUUUUUGUUUCUUGCUGUUUUUGUUAUAAAUGGGAGCACAAAAGUUUUAAAAAGGCUUUACUGGGAACACAUUCUGUUCAUCGGUUAAGAGUGGUCAGCUGACCAAUAAUGUUCCUGCUGAUGCGGUUAACCAUUCGAAAUAACAUCAUGUCACAUUGUAAUGUAGAAUCAUGACAUCCACUCAUUCAACAACAGUACCAACCAAUAUUGGUGUGUUGAUUGAAAGUAAUACAGACAUACAGUACAUUCAGUCUGUUUGCUUGAAUGAGCUUCUCAAAAGUAACAUUUGAGCUCAUAAGGCUGUAAUGUUGUAUUGAUCCACAUUAUGUUCCUCUCUUUUGUUUUGUAUUUGAGGAACUUGACCCUGUAGUGCUCUGUAUUAUACACUGAUGUAAAUAUGAAUGUGAAUAUUGUGGAACAUUUUCUAAUCUUUUCUUCUGCCUCUUCUCUGUCAUGCCAUGAUUGUUUACUGUGUAGUCUAUUAGCUAUUACAACUUUCACAUGGCUGCCUUUUCGUUGAAUUAAUGGACUGGUAGAAGAGUGUAGAAUAUUUUUCGUGUUUUGGUUUAAUAGUAAUAAUGGUACAAAUUUCAAGUUACAACUACAGCUUUAGUGGCAGACAUGUUGACGGUACAAUAAAAGUUGUCUUUUUUUCUUAAAAAAA
Messenger RNA from Trematomus bernacchii (emerald rockcod), 2987 nucleotides. RefSeq names its product glycerophosphodiester phosphodiesterase domain containing 5a (gene gdpd5a). The transcript is spliced from 17 exons. Lineage: Eukaryota; Metazoa; Chordata; Actinopteri; Perciformes; Nototheniidae. The coding region runs from base 306 to 2081 and encodes 591 amino acids. The record is from RefSeq and is a predicted model, not a curated record. Gene Ontology annotation, cellular component: plasma membrane. Gene Ontology annotation, biological process: lipid metabolic process; positive regulation of neuron differentiation. Gene Ontology annotation, molecular function: glycerophosphodiester phosphodiesterase activity.